CGACCAUAUUACCAAUUUACCAAUUACAACAUCGCCUCAUCGACACUUCUUCAAUCUGCAGUACGCUUGCUCCUCGUGAUAUGCCGCAUACCGGAGCAACUACGCGAAACUCCAUGAUAUAACCAUUUAAUUUUGCAUCCCACCCGCGAUGCCAGCUCCCGGCGAACAGCAUAACGGCAUUGCCAAUCCUUUCGAGGAGGCCAGACCUCACAUCUCCGAAUUCACUGCUACUCAGAUUGCUACCCUGCAAUCGCGUCUAGAAAAGCAAUUAGGUCCUGAAUAUCUCUCCGCACGCAGCGGUCCGUCAGGCCAAAAAGUUCAUUAUAUCGCCGCCGAGAAAUGCAUCAAUCUCGCGAACGAGGUCUUCGGCUUCAACGGAUGGUCUUCUAGCAUCCAGAACAUUCAAGUCGAUUUUGUCGACGAGAACCCGCAGACUUUCAAGAUCUCUCUCGGCUUGUCUGUCAUCAUUCGCGUAACGCUACGAGAUGGCACCUAUCACGAGGAUAUCGGGUACGGACACAUCGAGAACUGCAAGGGAAAGGCCGCCGCAUUCGAGAAGGCGAAAAAGGAAGGGACUACGGAUGCGCUGAAGCGUGCUUUGCGGAACUUUGGCAACGUCCUUGGCAACUGUAUCUACGACAAGGAUUAUCUCUCCAAGGUUACCAAGAUGAAGGUUGGGCCCGUCAAGUUCGACGAGGACAACCUCCACCGUCAUUCUGAUUUCGCGAAGAAGACCCCAGACGUUGUCAAGGUUGAGCCAAAGGAGAUUAUGAAUAAGAGUGCGGGUCCUAGCGCUGGUGCUGGUGCUGGGACCGGUACUGAAAAGAUGACCGCGCAUGUAUCGGAUUUGCUUGACGAGGACUUUGGAGAUUUUGAUAUGGUUGAUUUUGGCGUUACGGACGAGGGUCACCCCGACGAGGUCAUACUACCAGCUUCACAUGGAACGAGUUCAAGUGAAAAGUCCCAAACUUUACCAGUUGGCAAUAGCAGUGAUCGCAAUACUUCAUCUACAUCUACAUAUACAUCUGCAAACAGUGCUCCGAAGCAAAUGCAGCCACCCCCGCGGCCAAUGGCCCAACCUCCUAGGCAACCUCAAACCCCAAAUCAGCAAACACCACAGCGACCAGGCGCCUCUUUUCAGGGCCGGCCGAAUCCGCAGCAAUAUCCAAGACCCCUUAGCCACGCUAACAACGCCGCCCAACACGCCGCAGCAAACAACAGAACAAACACGCCACCUCCCCAACCCAGAGCAGCGCCAACAGAGCAGGUCGGGUUCUUCUCAGCCCGAUCGAUUAAAAAGCUGCCCGAAAGCGCCACUCCAGACGCUCCCAUCAUCCCUGUGCAGGGCGCCAAGCCGUUCGAUCCUCAUCUGGACAGUCCCUCGAUCCGGAAAACACCCGGCAUCGACCACAGCUCCUCCAAGCCGCUUAGCAAAGACGGCAAGCACGUUCCCCCCACCAAGAGAGACCCCGAGCCGCAGCGCGGCCCAGGCCCAGCUAACGGACCGGUCGGCAAUAGCUUCUCGAACGCAGUCGGACUAGGCCCCGGUAGACCAAGCACGAGUGGUGUCGGUAAUCCCGCGUUGAACCAGGCCAGACAGAUCGGUGCCCCGGGAGGCGUGGGAAGUCCGAUGGGAAAUAGGGGCCAGUAUCGGCCCUUGACGGUGAAGCGGCCGGCUCCUACGGGGGGCGAAUCUGGGAAUAGGACGCCAUUGACGGAAGUGUCGACAAAUGGUCCUCAAAGUAUAGGCGGAGGUGGUGGAGAAACUGAUCCUAAGAGACAGAAAGUCUCUUAAUUCGCAUAGGUGUGGCUAAAAUCGCUUCUGCAACUGAACUGGCACGGGUAUGGUAUAGGCAAGAGACGGAUUCUUUCUCGGUGGAAAAUGUUCGGCGUUGGGAGUGUUGCUGUUAGCUCUGUUGAUACCAUGUCGACUUCUAUGAUCCUGAGACGCGCAACGGAAACCGAUAGUGGCAUAGCCUAGCUAAUGGACCUGAUCGGAGUUCAAUGAAACGAUAUUUUAACCCUAUCAUUGCCUUAUUUCGAUGUAAUGGGGCCUGGGAGAGUAUCUUGGCCAGUUUGAUGUGAUACAAGAAGUCAAAGUUCUAGUAAUGUUCAUUCAAGUCUUCCAACAUUUAUCAAGCUUCUGUACGGGAUUUCACCAACUACCUAGCCAUCUUAAUAUCUUCCCAGAGCAAAGUACAAAACCCCCGUCAAAUCCAGGCGAGUAAAUUCAUUGCCA
This is a messenger RNA of Annulohypoxylon truncatum, 2239 nucleotides long. Its product is annotated as recombination protein Rad52. Gene Ontology annotation, biological process: double-strand break repair via homologous recombination; DNA recombinase assembly; double-strand break repair via single-strand annealing. The coding region runs from base 149 to 1795 and encodes 548 amino acids. Lineage: Eukaryota; Fungi; Ascomycota; Sordariomycetes; Xylariales; Hypoxylaceae. The record is from RefSeq and is a predicted model, not a curated record. The transcript is spliced from 3 exons. Gene Ontology annotation, cellular component: nucleus.